Durusdinium trenchii is the source of this 1646-nucleotide messenger RNA. Lineage: Eukaryota; Dinophyceae; Suessiales; Symbiodiniaceae. The record is from the annotation of a GenBank genome assembly.
GCUGCCAUUUUGCUCAGCAAGGGUUUGAGCAAUGUGAGUGCCGUUGUAUGAGAACCCACCUUGAAUAUGGGCUCCAAGGGCCUGCCAGGGCUCUGACACCUUCCAAAGUCUGAAGUUUAAAAGCUCUUGGCUUUGAUGGAUGGCUGCCAUUGGACUGACGGUCCGGACGCUUCCGAGCGCAAAGGCUUGUUGCAAGUUGAUGUGUGUGGAGAAGAUAGCUCCGAUUCUCAGGAAUGGGAUGCUCAAGCGGAGAGGACUUGGCUUCCGGCCUGCUUCUAUGACGGCGGAGAAAUCUUGUGGACCUCUCAUUCAGUCGGUCCUGCCAUUCCGUGGCUUUGGGCCCUGAAUAUCGCUUUGAUUAUACAUUCUGCACUGUUCUUCAUUCUGGUGCUCCUGGCGAGGUCCUGCACUUCAGGAAGUUCCUAUCCUGCGGCGCCAGUGUGGAUUGUGGUCGUUGCGGUUUCGCUGCUACCCCUUCAGCUUCUUGCAGAGUACCAAUGUCUUUGUGCCGUGCUGGCCACCUUUACCAAAGACAUGAUGCAGUGGCAUCCGACUGGAGCAAGGUUUACAGUCAUGACCGUGCCCGUACCGGUCGGCGUGUGGGUUCUAUACUGUAUGAGCCUCUCAACAUUGUUUUUUGCAGACUUGCUCACAGACAGCAAUUUUUCUGGCACUAUGAGCUUUUCAGGUGCUGAAAUGUGCUCAGAUCAGACUGACAAGAUAUGGGGCUACUGGUGGGAGCACAGCGUGGUCGGAAUGAUUGGUGUGCCACCCGUGCCCUUGGACCACUUGGUCUUCAUUUGCUGGUUAUUGACGUUUCUUCAGCAAGUGGUCCCAUGUGCAACAAUGGUUCGUUCCGACCGGGUGGCCUACGAGAGAUCCAACGACGGCAAGUCCAAAGCUCUUCUGACAGGCCAACAACUCUACAACGACGAUGUGUUCUUUGAGCUUGGGACAGCUGCAGGUUUGCAUUCCAUCACGCUGAUUUCUACCAACUGUCGGUGGUGUCAUGUGAAGAGACUGUGCCAAACCCAACCGUGGAGGGUCAUGGGCUACGCCAAACCUCUAGCUGAGCAGCUCACCAAGAAGUUCUUCCUUUCCUAUUUCCUGGAGCCUGCUGUCCAACUCAAUCUCCAAGCUUGCAUUCUUGCGAUCAACCGCUACCAGGAAGCUUGACAUAUACAUGGAUGGGCUACUUUGCAUUGGUGCCAGCCCUGUCUUUGGGGUUAAGCAUGUUUACUACAGCGCUGAACCUGGCGGAGAUGCGGACCUUCUUCCGCCUUUGGCAAGAGCUGGGAACUAUUGUUGAGAAGGCUAAGCAGCAUCCGGAUAUCCCUAAGGAGGCAGUUCCCAAGCUGGAAGCAGGUUUGAGCCUUUGGUGCCAUCGAGGGAUAUAUGUUGGAGUGAUCUUCCUGGUUGCAGCCGCCACGUUAUUUACAGCUGGUCUUACAAUCUUUGGCGCACACCAGUGCCCUCAUGGACUGAUCACCCUUUUUGGCUGUUUGCACCGGGUGUCAUGAAAUUCCUAGCGAGUGUUUUGUGCCCGGAAAGACGUGGCUAUGCAAAGUAGCUCACCACAAGUAGCUCACCGAGGCAUGAGGCCUGCCGGUGCAACGAUUGUGAGCAAGCUAAAUGCGUCCACAGCA